UGCAUGCAUGUGGACAGAUAGGCCAGCAGACUUCACAAGGGCCGACGUGGACAGCAUAGCACCAUCGCGUUACGGUCGUCAAAGUGGACUUAGCCCUACUGUUUGUUUUACCGGUAUUUCGUCUGUGUGGAGUUUUAUGUUAACUGCUUGCUAACCUGCGAGACGGUCAAUUUGAAAAGCAAUUAAAAUCUGUUCAGUGAACAAACAUGUGGAUGACAUAACGGUGAAGACAUUUGACGCGGAAGUACAGUUCAUCCCCUAUAAUCGCCUGUACAGCUGUAUCGGCACGUGGCAGCCUCAUUUGUCGUUUUCUACUGUGCACCGAAAGCUGAGGACAACCGCAAAAAGCACCCAAAUCUUGAAAGUUAAAUCCACAGGAAACUAAGGGGAUUCACGAAACUCUUUCGUGUGCGGAGACAGGAAUGCCGUUUUCCAUGUUUAAUCUGACGGCGAACAUGGAUCUUCAGAGCAUCGUUGUGUUUCCGGAAUACCACAGACUCGUGACCGUUGUUGUCCCUGAUUUGUGGGACUAUUACCACGAGGAGCCAACCCAUCCCGAUGGCUUUUUGGGCGACUUGCGGACCUACUGCAUGCCCAUCUCCUGGCAAGAACUCAAGUUGCCGUUCCUUCUGGCCGUCGUCUGGACACUGCUGAGGAUGCUGAUGACAACUCAAGUUUUCAAGCCGCUUGCAGUUUGGGGAAAGCUGCGAGAGGACAACAUUAACAAGUUGCCCGAGAGUGCCUGGCGCUGUCUGUGCCACUGCAUCACGUGGAGUUUCGCAGCCUACGUCUUGCUGAGCAACUAUCCAGACAUCUUCUUCAGACCACACACAGCCUUCAAAGAUUGGAAAGUGGGUAACAGUGUGCCCUCGGAUAUCUACCUGGUGUAUGCCAUUCAGGGCGGUUACUAUCUCCACCGCAUUGUGGACACGCUGUUCCACGACAUAUGGCGGACGGACACGGUCGUCAUGUCCCUGCACCACGUCUUGUCCCUCACCCUCAUCACCUUCUCCUAUGCCUCGAGAUAUCACAACAUUGGGAUCCUGGUUUCGUUCUUUCACGACUUCGAUGACAUUUGGCUGGAGGUCUCCAAGGUGUGUGUCUACCUGAAGUUCCGCAACGGCAAGAAGCAUCAAAACUGGCAGACGUUUGCCAACAUCUGCUUCACCAUCCUCACCAUUUCCUGGUGUGUGAUGCGUCUUUACUGGUACCCGCUCAAAGUGCUAAGGAAUUGCACUCCCUCUGUGGCCAGGAAGCAUGCUAUCGGCUUUGUGCCUUUUGGCAUCCUCUUCAACAUCAUGCUGUGGCUACUCCUAGCACUGGAUAUAUACUGGUUUAUGCACAUUGUGGUGGUUUUGAAGAAGGUGGCCAUGGGUCAGAUGAAGGAAGUGGACGAUAUACGUGACUAUGACGUAAAUAAGCAACUCAUGGAAGAAGAGGCUAAGAAUGCAAAGCGAGAGUAAU
Acanthaster planci (crown-of-thorns starfish) is the source of this 1464-nucleotide messenger RNA. RefSeq names its product ceramide synthase 1-like. NCBI's taxonomy places the organism in Eukaryota, Metazoa, Echinodermata, Asteroidea, Valvatida, Acanthasteridae. The record is from RefSeq and is a predicted model, not a curated record. Gene Ontology annotation, cellular component: membrane. Gene Ontology annotation, molecular function: sphingosine N-acyltransferase activity. Gene Ontology annotation, biological process: ceramide biosynthetic process.